Molecule: messenger RNA, 2523 nt
Organism: Sphenostylis stenocarpa
Lineage: Eukaryota; Viridiplantae; Streptophyta; Magnoliopsida; Fabales; Fabaceae
Source: the annotation of a GenBank genome assembly
AUGGAUAUUAGAACAAGACAAGGCUUGCUAAAUGCUCUUGUGGGAAAGGUGGGGAAAAGGAUGGAUACUCUAUUGAUUCCUCUGGAGUUGCUUUCCUGUAUUUCACGGUCAGAAUUUUCUGAUAAGAAGGCUUUUAUACGUUGGCAAAAGAGGCAGUUAAAAGUUUUGGAGGAGGGGCUUGUGAAUCACCCUGCUGGUGGAUUUGGUGAAUCUGGGCGCAAGACAAAUGAAUUGAGGAUUCUGUUGGCCAAGAUUGAAGAAGCAGAGUUUCUCCCAUCUUCAAGUGGUGAACUUCAAAGGACAGAGUGCUUGAGAUCCCUAAGGGAGAUUGCCAUUCCACUUGCUGAGCGGCCAGCUCGAGGUGACUUAACUGGCGAAAUAUGUCAUUGGGCAGAUGGUUACCACUUAAAUGUCAGACUAUAUGAGAAGUUACUUUUAAGUGUGUUUGACAUGCUAGAUGAAGGAAAACUGACAGAGGAAGUGGAAGAAAUUCUUGAACUUUUAAAGUCAACUUGGAGAGUUUUGGGAAUCACCGAGACAAUCCAUCACACGUGCUAUGCAUGGGUUUUAUUUCGUCAGAUUAAGGUUGUUUUGUUAAAAUUCCACUUGAUGGGAUAUGCUGAUUAUAAGUAUGUUAUCACAAGGGAGCAUGGGGUUUUAUUGCAUGCACUUGAGCAAUUAAAUAAAAUACCACUCAUGGAGCAACGGGGCCAACAAGAGAGGUUGCAUUUUAAAAGCUUGCGAUCCAAGGUUGAAGGUGAACGGGAUAUAUCUUUCUUACAGUCUUUCUUAACACCAAUUCAGAGAUGGACUGACAAGCAGCUUGGAGAUUAUCAUCUGCACUUCCACGAGGCUUCAGCAACUAUGGAAAAGAUUGUAGCAGUUGCAAUGAUCACCAGGAGGCUUCUACUGGAAGAACCAGAAACUGUGUGUAAAUUUACCUCACAGUCCCUGCCAAUUAGUGAUCGUGAUCAGAUAGAGAUAUAUAUAUCAUCAUCAAUUAAGAAUGCAUUUUCAAGGACAGUGCAAGUUGUUGAAAGGGUUGACAUGUCAAACGAGCAUCCCUUGGCAUUGCUUGCAGAAGAACUUAAGAAGCUGCUAAAAAGAGAAUCGGUAACUUUCUUGCCUGUUUUAUCUCAGCGGCAUCCUCAAGCAACUGUUGUAUCUGCAUCACUAGUUCACAAACUUUAUGGCCACAGACUUAAACCCUUUCUGGAUGGUGCAGAACAUUUAACUGAGGAUGUCAUUUCUGUAUUCCCCGCAGCUGAAAGUCUAGAGCAGUUCAUAAUGGCACUUAUUACAUCUGCAAGCCAUGAAGAAAAUGCUGAGAUCUUUUUGAAGAAAUUGAAUCUCUACCAGAUUGAGACAAAAUCUGGAACUUUGGUGUUACGUUGGGUCAAUUCACAGCUUGGAAGAAUUUUAGGUUGGGUAGAGCGGGUUUUUCAACAAGAGCAUUGGAACCCAAUAUCCCCUCAACAACGACAUGCCGGUUCUAUUGUGGAAGUUUACAGGAUUGUCGAGGAGACAGUUGAUCAAUUUUUUGGUCUUAAAGUUCCAAUGAGGUUUACAGAAUUGAAUAGCUUGUUUCGUGGCAUUGACAACGCUCUUCAAGUGUAUGCAAAUAAUGUUGUUAAUGACUUGGCCAGCAAAGAGGAUCUAAUACCACCUGUGCCUAUUCUCACCCGGUACAGAAAGGAAGCUGGAAUAAAGGCUUUUGUAAAGAAGGAACUAUUUGAUACUCGUGUGCCUGAGCCUGAUGAGCCAAGGCCCAGCCAAAUUAGUGUCCUAACAACCCCUACGCUUUGCAAUCGGAGUACUGAAACCGAUAUAAUUUCUGACUCUUUUCCUAUAAUCCUUUUGUCAAUAGAGAAAUCUUUAGAUGAGAAGUCCAAGAGUUUCUCCCAAAAGGAUACUUUUGAGGGAAGUAGAAAAAUUAUAAAUGCUGCUAUGGACCGCAUUUGUGAGUACACAGGAACUAAAAUCGUCUUCUGUGAUCUGAGAGCUCAAUUUAUGGACAAUUUAUAUAAACCCAAUGUCUCUGGCUAUAGGUUGGAAGCGCUUAUAGAACCACUUGAUAUGGAACUUAGCCAACUUUGUGAUAUUGUUGUGGAGCCUCUCAGGGAUCGCAUAGUGACAAGUCUUCUUCAGGCAUCAUUGGAUGGCUUACUCCGUGUUAUCUUAGAUGGGGGUCCAUCAAGAGUUUUCUUUCCCGGUGAUGCAAAAUUUUUAGAGGAAGAUCUGGAGAUCUUAAAGGAAUUUUUCAUAUCUGGCGGGGAUGGUCUGCCACGGGGUGUUGUCGAAAAUCAGGUUGCACGUGUUCGGCAUGUGAUCAAAUUGCACGGCUAUGAGACCCGAGAGUUGAUUGAAGACUUGAAAUCUGCUAGUGGCAUGGAAAUGCAAGGUGGCAAAAGCAAACUAGGAACUGAUUCCAAAACACUAUUAAGAAUAUUAUGCCACAGGAGUGACUCAGAAGCCUCUCAGUUCCUGAAGAAACAAUACAAAAUACCCAGUUCUUCUGCAUAA